This is a messenger RNA of Gorilla gorilla gorilla (western lowland gorilla), 5051 nucleotides long. It is a transcript of the gene KCNJ2, whose product is annotated as potassium inwardly rectifying channel subfamily J member 2. Gene Ontology annotation, molecular function: inward rectifier potassium channel activity. The transcript is spliced from 2 exons. Bases 396 to 1679 code for a protein of 427 amino acids. Lineage: Eukaryota; Metazoa; Chordata; Mammalia; Primates; Hominidae. Gene Ontology annotation, cellular component: plasma membrane. The record is from RefSeq and is a predicted model, not a curated record. Gene Ontology annotation, biological process: potassium ion import across plasma membrane; regulation of monoatomic ion transmembrane transport.
GGAUAUUGCAGAGCGCACUGGAGCCCUGGCCAGCGCGCAGCCUUCCCGGCGCCGGCGGGCUGGGUCUUGGGAAUUCUGGUUUGCUUUGGCUCACUCGCUUUUUCCAAACCACUGGAUCUUACAUGCCUCUGUACCCCCCACUUCCACUCCAUGUCCCCAUGCUCCUGCGCCAGCAACAGGACAUGUUCUCUGGAUGUCAGCUGAGUCAUUAAAGUAACUCUGCAUGUCAGUAGACAGACCUUGGUAGAACCACAAGGCUCCCAGAGACACCCAUCUCUCCUCAUUUUUUUUGUGUGUGUGUCUUCACCGAACAUUCAAAACUGUUUCUCCAAAGCGUUUUGCAAAAACUCAGACUGUUUUCCAAAGCAGAAGCACUGGAGUCCCCAGCAGAAGCGAUGGGCAGUGUGCGAACCAACCGCUACAGCAUCGUCUCUUCAGAAGAAGACGGUAUGAAGUUGGCCACCAUGGCAGUUGCAAAUGGCUUUGGGAACGGGAAGAGUAAAGUCCACACCCGACAACAGUGCAGGAGCCGCUUUGUGAAGAAAGAUGGCCACUGUAAUGUUCAGUUCAUCAAUGUGGGUGAGAAGGGGCAACGGUACCUCGCAGACAUCUUCACCACGUGUGUGGACAUUCGCUGGCGGUGGAUGCUGGUUAUCUUCUGCCUGGCUUUCGUCCUGUCAUGGCUGUUUUUUGGCUGUGUGUUUUGGUUGAUAGCUCUGCUCCAUGGGGACCUGGAUGCAUCCAAAGAGGGCAAAGCUUGUGUGUCCGAGGUCAACAGCUUCACGGCUGCCUUCCUCUUCUCCAUUGAGACCCAGACAACCAUAGGCUAUGGUUUCAGGUGUGUCACGGAUGAAUGCCCAAUUGCUGUUUUCAUGGUGGUGUUCCAGUCAAUCGUGGGCUGCAUCAUCGAUGCUUUCAUCAUUGGCGCAGUCAUGGCCAAGAUGGCAAAGCCAAAGAAGAGAAACGAGACUCUUGUCUUCAGUCACAAUGCCGUGAUUGCCAUGAGAGACGGCAAGCUGUGUUUGAUGUGGCGAGUGGGCAAUCUUCGGAAAAGCCACUUGGUGGAAGCUCAUGUUCGAGCACAGCUCCUCAAAUCCAGAAUUACUUCUGAAGGGGAGUAUAUCCCUCUGGAUCAAAUAGACAUCAAUGUUGGGUUUGACAGUGGAAUCGAUCGUAUAUUUCUGGUGUCCCCAAUCACUAUAGUCCAUGAAAUAGAUGAAGACAGUCCUUUAUAUGAUUUGAGUAAACAGGACAUUGACAACGCAGACUUUGAAAUCGUGGUCAUACUGGAAGGCAUGGUGGAAGCCACUGCCAUGACAACACAGUGCCGUAGCUCUUAUCUAGCAAAUGAAAUCCUGUGGGGCCACCGCUAUGAGCCUGUGCUCUUUGAAGAGAAGCACUACUACAAAGUGGACUAUUCCAGGUUCCACAAAACCUACGAAGUCCCCAACACUCCCCUUUGUAGUGCCAGAGACUUAGCAGAAAAGAAAUAUAUCCUCUCAAAUGCAAAUUCAUUUUGCUAUGAAAAUGAAGUUGCCCUCACAAGCAAAGAGGAAGAUGACAGUGAAAAUGGAGUUCCAGAAAGCACUAGCACGGACACGCCCCCUGACAUAGACCUUCACAACCAGGCAAGUGUACCUCUAGAGCCCAGGCCCUUACGGCGAGAGUCGGAGAUAUGACUAACUGAUUCCUUCUCUGGAAUAGUUACUUUACAACACGGUCUGUUGGUCAGAGGCCCAAAACAGUUAUACAGAUGACGGUACUGGUCAAGAUGGGUCAAGCAAGCGGCCACAAGGGACUGAGGCAAGCACAAUGGUUUCAAAGAAAGACUGUAAGCUCCAUGACUAGCAUAAAGCACUAACCAUGUCUCCAUGUGACCCGAUGGCACAUAGAUGUUGUAGAAUAAGUUAUGGGUUUUUAUGUUUUGUUUUGUGUUUUUCCAAAACUUGAACUUGCAGGCAAGCCUUGGUUGGGUAUUUGAUUUAUCCAGAAUGCUUCUCUUUAGGGAACAAGGAUGUUUUUAAUGGCAUAACAAAGGCAAGACUCUGCCUUAAUUUUUGAAAAGCUGCUAACUACAUGAACACAAAUGUGUAUUUUUGUUGCAGUGUAGUUUUCCUUUUGUGUAAUUUUAAAGUCAGUGUUGAAUUUUAUUGAAAGCUCAUGAUGCGCUUCAAAGUGGCAAGUAUUUGGCUAUUAACUGCCAAAACAAGAGCCUGAUUUUUUGAGGCCAGUAAUUUGUUUGCUAGAAUUGAUUUUUUUUCUCUCUCUCUUUGUUACAUAAGGGCAUUAUGUAACACUAGCCAAAUGGUAGCCUCUGGGUUGUUGUUGUUUUUUUCUUUUCCUCCAUGAUGUUAAUGGGUUAUCUCAAAUUUUAAGUUAAACUACCUAAAAUAAAUACCAAAGAUAAUGCAUAUUUUUGCACAGUGGAGCUUACACUUAAAAGAAAACAAAGCCCCAUGGGCUGCCUUGAAAUCAAGAGACAAUAACUUUGAACCUCAGCAAGACCUCGAACCGCCGGUUCAUUUUGCACCUUAUUCAGAAAAUAGAGCAUCAUACUCACCGAGUCUAGUCAGUGUAGUGCUUUUAAAAAUUUUGUCCUUUCAUGUAACUUUUUUAUUUUAAGAGGAAGAAGAAGAAAGGGGCACACACACACAAUACCGACGUCUAUCCUUUCCUGCUAGGCAGUGCUGGCCAGGCUCAUCUGUAGUGUGCAAGAUGGUGAUGUACUCUUAUAUUUUUCUGGGCUUUUCCUUUUGCACAUUCCAAAAUUCAUUUCAUAAGACAAGAUCUUCAUAGGACCUCCUUGGCAUCCUGGCAUUCUCAAAACUGAGCCAUCCAGCAUGAAAGAUAAAUGGGUUUAAACCCUUGCUGCUGAAUUUAUUGCCUGGACUGUCAGGACAUCGCCAGCCCACCUUCACCUUAGAGAAGAUGCCACACCUGGCCUCCACGCUUGCUCUUCUGAUCAGUCUGUCGGGAUUGAGUCCUACAGUGUCAGAUAGGGCGGCAAAUGCCAAAGCAGGGAAACAGGGAGGUGUGGACAAGCCAGUUUGAUGCAGCACUUCAGAUCAAGUGCUUAGGAAGGAGAGGAAACUUGCCUUUUUUAUGGCAGAGGAUAGUAAUGAAAAUGUCUCAGUAUUUUAGGGUCAAUGAGAGCCAUAAAAAUAUAACAUAAUCACAAGUAAAGGAGAUAAUGGUCUAAAACAGCUAUUUCCCUUUUCUGUGUGCAUACUUAUGACUGAAUGUGAGCUAAGCAUUUUCUCCUGUGGAGCAGGUUACUAAGGAAGGACACAUUGUUUUCCAGAAGCCUCCCCUGCCUGGCUGACUGCCUUGCUAGAAACAUAAUUUUUUUUUUUUCUCACUGAAGCUCAAUAAUGGAACUCUUUUUUUUUUUUUUUUAAUUUAAAGUUCCCUAUUUGUGAAUUCUGGGAUUACUGACUUUUCUUUUUAAUUGGAGUCUCAAAAUCAACUCUCUUAUGGUAUUAUAUCUCUGUAUGCCAUUAAAAAACAGCUUGUUCUAGAAUCAUGUAUUUUGUAAACUGAUGUUUGUGAUGGUCUCUGGUUCUUGAACAGCCAUAUCUGAAUGCCGUGCCUGCAAAACUAUGACAAUUUUUGCUGUUUUCAGCCUUCAGAUUUGAUGGCUUGGAAAACUGAGGUGUUAUUUUCAAUGAAACAAAGAAAGAGAUGUUAAGCAAGUGGUUGUUUUAGAUCCAAAUGUAAAGGCAGGUUUGGGAAGGUGUUUAAAGAGUUGGAGGAAUUGGGGAUUGAGUGGACAAGAAAACUUACAGAAGAGGCAACAAUUUGGUUCUUGACAGUGAGAGGAUAUUGAGGGCUUCAGCUGCUGCUAUUAUGAUGUUUUGCAAAGGAAAAUAAUCAAACCAAAGAGUAUUCAGUGAUACGUAAAUUAAAUGAAGAUACAGUGGAGAAUGGGGGUGACCACAAAAGAGGCUCCCCCUAAACACACAGUGCUGCCACUUAAAAAGACUUGAGAAAUUUGAAAGGGGGUGGGUAUGGGGGGGGCAAGAAAGAGGGAGGGACAUCUUUCAACUUAUUUCUGAAAAAGAGAAAAAAAUAUAAAAUUUCUGGUGCACAGGUUUGUUUUUUCAAGAAAAUUUUGCAGAAGCUAUGUUUUUAAAGUGUACAUUUUAUAAAGUUUAUCAGAUAUUUUCAUAUUUAAAGCCAAAUGUAAAUAGAGGUCUGUAAAGAAAAAUAAUUGCCAUAGAAAGUAUAAUUUCAGUGCAGUAAUUUCUGAGAGCUAGUACCUAUAUGCUACCGGUUAGCAUGGUUUUAGCAAAUAUAUACCAGCCUUAUAAGGUUCGUAUUGCUAUGUUCUUCUGUUAUUUAUUUCAGCAUGGACUGUUCAUUUGAAACCUUUUUCUAGUUAUUAGCGUUUUAACAGUUACAAGCUUUAAAUGGCAAUUUUUUUUUUUUUUUUUUGUCAAGAGCCAAGACACAGGUAAUGCACGACAUUGAUUGCUGCAUUUUACCUUCAAAAUAUUUGUCCUUAUUGACUGGGUCUCCUUAAUUAGUGUACACAUGUCAUUAGAAUGCAGACGGAGGGGACUCACCAUGAAUAUCUGGGGUCGAUUCCCAGAUGUGUGUUGCUUCUCUAUUGCAAGCAGAUUCCCUGUUGGAUUUACUUCGGAUUUAUUCCCUUUUAAAGAAUUUUUGCCCAUAUCUGGAAGGGCACUAUAUUUUUGGGGGGAGCCAUAGAUUCCUGGUUAUCCUAUUUUUAAACAAAAUGUAGACAAAGUGAACUCUAUUUUGAUUAUUGAGAAAGGAGUAGUUUUCUAUCCCUCUAAGAGUAUACUUGAAUCCGACAUUUUAAGGAUGUCACUAUGGCACUGUUGUCAUUUCCAAAUUCCUAGAAAAGUUUGUUUUACUUUGUUUUUAUUCUGUUAAUGCAUUCUUUCUUCUCUUUACUUCCUUUCUUGCCAGUACACUCCUAUCCCAACUCUGUUUAUUUGAUGAGUUCUGUCCCGUAAAUCAUAUUUCCCUUACAAUUAAUAAAUGUCACUUCAUAUUUUACAAUAAACCACUCAGUAAAAGCAAAA